CCACAACCACUUCGCCGCCGGUUGCCGCCGCCGCCCCCUUCCUCCAUGGCGCACCUCCUCCUAUCCCCCGCCGCCGCCGAUGCCGCCUGGGAGGCCGCGCUAGACGUCGACGACUCCGACAUCCGCCCCGACGCUCCGUUCCUAUCGCCGCCCACCCCGCACUCCCGCGCCACCGCACCCUCCCGCGGGGACAGGCCCGCGCACCCCUCCCGCCGCCGCGGCGCCCCCGAGCCCGCCUCCGCCGUCCAGGACGCGGCGCGGCGCCGCGGCGCCGAUGGCGGCUCGCCUCUCGCUCUCGGGCGCGCGGGCGCGCGGGGCCCGGUCGCCGACGACUUCCUGCUGCCCCCCUGGCUCUGCGCCCUCCAGUUCCUCGUGAAGGACCGCGCGUGGGAGCAGCCGGGGAUCGAGGAGAUCAGGCGUGAUGAGGAAUUGCGUCGAGCACCUCUGGUGGCCGGGGUGGUGACAUCCUGCAAGCCAAAUGGUCUGGGCGAUCUCCUGAUUACGCUUAAGGACCCUACGGACACAAUUUCCGCUGCAGUACACAAGAAAGUUCUUUUGGAGGGUAAUUAUGGUCAGGAUAUUUCUAUCGGCUGUGUCAUUCUUCUGAGUAAGGUACCUGUUUUCCGUCCAACUCCCAAGGCAUGCUACCUGAACAUUACCAAAGUGGUUAAGAUUUUCAGAAAGGAUUGUGAUGCCCCAUCUAAGCGACUGAUUUCAUCAAAUACUACUGAAAGAAGUGAGGAUUCUACCACCAAUAUAAUGACAAGACUUUUAGGUCAUGAAAGGAUGAUGGCCAGUAACAAUGAGAUGACAGUUAUGGAGGUUUCUCUUCAACACCAGGGAACAUCGGAUUCAAAUAAUAGCAAUUCAGCACUGGAUAUUUAUGCUAGAUGUAGUAUAGGAAAUAACCAGGAAGGUGGACUACAAAUGUUGGCUGGAGGUCCACGCAGAAAGACAUGUUCUCAGCCUAGUCUUUGCGGAAGUACAGUCAUGUUUGGAGACAGAUAUUCUACUCAGGCUAGUGAUAAUGAAAAUAUUAGGCUACCUUUCGAUAAUGAAAAGAUGCUCCAUAUUAGUAAAAAGCUGAAGAGUGAUGCAAUGCUUCCUGAUGGCAAUGGUGAAACUGCAAGCUCGAGAAUAGAUACUGAGAACAAUCAGGUUUUAAAGAGAAAUAUGAACACUGAGUUAGAUGGUAUGUCAGAACAGUUUAAUGGUCAGCAUGCCUCCAUCAAGGAGCCUAUUGAGCAUCAGCAAAGGAACUUCACUGCUGUGAAUGCAGGUUGUGUUCAGCCAACUCAAGAAUAUGCUCCUUCCAUCAGUGGUUCACUUAUCAACCCCAAAAAGGCAAUGCCAGUUGCUUCAUUAGCAGAAUGGACAGAUGACCAAAUUUCUGAACUAUUUGCUGACUACUAAUAUUGUAGUGUGUAUCUGAUCAGCAGGUUGAUAGAUUUUGGUAGUCAAUUUUUUGCUGUUAUAUUAAUUAUACGAGCUUGUAAUAAUUUUCCUAUUUCUGUACACUAGCUCUUAGCAUCUAGAUUUGUAUAUUUAUGCAGUCCAGUUCACUUUUUUGAAAUAUUUGUGCAAUGCCAUCUCAAGUUGUACAUAAAUCUUACUAGUGAAGGGAACAAAAGGCUUCUCGUAUCCAUUUUCCCUUGUGGAGACAGAAAGAGAAUCCAUAAGAUAAGUUGCAUUUUUCUAAGCAUUUUCAGAUUUU
Panicum virgatum (switchgrass) is the source of this 1714-nucleotide messenger RNA. RefSeq lists its product as uncharacterized. The transcript is spliced from 6 exons. Gene Ontology annotation, biological process: recombinational repair. The record is from RefSeq and is a predicted model, not a curated record. The coding region runs from base 46 to 1413 and encodes 455 amino acids. NCBI's taxonomy places the organism in Eukaryota, Viridiplantae, Streptophyta, Magnoliopsida, Poales, Poaceae.